This is a messenger RNA of Nymphalis io (European peacock), 2173 nucleotides long. RefSeq lists its product as uncharacterized. Lineage: Eukaryota; Metazoa; Arthropoda; Insecta; Lepidoptera; Nymphalidae. The transcript has 3 exons. The record is from RefSeq and is a predicted model, not a curated record. The coding region runs from base 70 to 840 and encodes 256 amino acids.
AUUUGGCGGAUUCUAAAAUGUCAAUGCGUGAAAUCUAAACCUAAAAUACAGUUUGUAAAUGUUCAUAAAAUGCAACUUGUUACUAGAGUGCACCUUUAUCGUAGCCCCUACACAAUCUGCUAUAUUUCUGAGGACCGCUUAACUUUGCCUGAUGAACUCAGUUACAAAUCUAUAGGUGUUAAAGUUGAUACCAGUGACUUGAACAUUGGUGAUCAAAACGAAAACAUACUAGAACUAAAUAAGAAAAAUUUAAAAUUUAGUACGAGUGCAUUAUUUCUACAACCUUUCCUUAAAGAGUGCUUAAACUCAGACGUGUAUAGAUUAAACGUUUUAAGGAAUUUGAAUGAAUUAAGUGGUUAUCCUAAUAGUGGGACAUUGUUUUUAAAAUUAAUCUUAGAACCACCAGAUAAAGAAGUAAUUGAUUAUGCAUGGAAUGAAAGAAUGUUGCAGUUAAUAUGGACAAGGGUUGAGGUGGAAAAUGCAUUUUCAUGGUUAUCAACGCUUGGUGGUGCUUAUUCAGCGUUAGGAGACUAUUUUGAACAUUGUGCUGAAGAAGCAGGAAAAAUUUCAAUGCGUCAGUAUGCAUUGUCCAAAAUACUGGGUGAUGAGGGUCUAGCUGCCCGGAGUAGAUUAUAUUCUGCAAUAGCUUUUGCUCAAAAGGGUAAACUAAAACUAGCUAGGUAUUUAGUAAGGAAUAUAGCAGCAUUCGCCCGAGAAACACAUGAUAAAUUUCUCAAUAGAAUGUGUCAAGGUGUAUGGGUUAAACUAAAGUACUUAAAAGAAAGACAAUGUAUAGAAAAAAGAAAUAGUGUUAAAGCUAAACAUAUUAAAUCUGAGUGAGGUUUUCAAAUGUUCUUAUUAAAAGUUGUUUCAAACAAAAAUGUUAUAAUUGUUGUUAAAUGUUUGUAAAAUUGUUUUAAGUAAAAAUAAAUAUCUCUCACAAACGUUUAUAAUUGUAUAUACAAAAUAAAUAGUGCAGCAAUAUCCUUAUAUCAUUUAAAGUAUAUAAUAUAUAUCAAUUUAAAACCUAUGUGACCAAAAAUGAAAACGCUUCAUAUAUUAAAUAAGAAGAUAGUAUUUAGAUUGAUAUAACCUGUGCCAGUAGAGAAAGAAUUUACAAAUGGCGGAUUUACUUUCAUGCCAUCUCACUCUUAAACUAUAUGUAUCUCUGUUGCACUGGGAAAUUUCGAGAAUCUAACUAGUUUGGAAUAGAAUAUUUAUUCAAAAUUAUACAAAUUUUUUAGCAAUGGUAAUGUAAUUUAUUUUUUGGAAAUUUAUUAUUUAUUGGAAAUAAAUAAACUUUCAAGUGUUUCCUUCUUUGCUAACAUUGUUAAAUUCCGCUAUUUAUAAAUAUUUUCCUUAUUGACACAUGUAUUUCUACAUAAAUUGCUUAGAAUUCAGAAGUGCUAUUAUGAAAUUUUAAACAAUUGAAUUUGAUCAUGGAUUAUAAAAACUGCCUUAAAUUGACAUGCAAUACUUUUAUACAAUAUGACUUGUGAUAAACAUAACUAUCACAUAUCAAUAUAAGUCAGUUUUAGAUAAUUUGCAACCAGAUUUAUUAUGGCCUUGCUGAUAUUAUUUCUUAGUAACUUGUUAUGUAUUACAUUACCGUUUUGUAAUUUUGGCAAUUAUCAGCUGGCGUUGUUUAUUUAUUUCAUUAGCAUAACACUAAGGUAAGCUUUAUAAAUAUUUUUGAUUAUACACAUUUGUACUGUAAGAUGUACAUCGCUUAAGAUAUAUUUAAAAGUCAAUUGAUAGUGUGUUUAAUCACAUUAAAAAUAAGUUAUUAUUUCAUUAUUUUUGUUUUGAGUGUGUUCGGGGAAUUUUUAAUAAAUGAUCACUUGAAAUUUAUUGUUUACUGAUACUUUGUUCCUUUACGCUGUUCGAUUAUGGACGACUAUUGGUCUGUGACGCGUGAGAACUUCCCGCGCUUUUAUGUUUGCGUUAAAAUUAGAAGAAUAAAUAAUGCUUUAGGAUUAUUUAAUACGAAGGCAUCGAGUAUAACAUCUCAUCCUUAAUAUGGUGGGCGGUGGCAUGAUGAACACCACGCAUCAGAAAAAGCUUGACAAUUUCAAUAUUUUUUUACAAAUAGAAUAGAGGCAACCGAAUGAAUAAUGACUACGUUUUAUGUUUGUGUACGAGCGAGUGUAUUAAAAUAAAUGAAUAAAACAUU